Coregonus clupeaformis (lake whitefish) is the source of this 775-nucleotide messenger RNA. Its product is annotated as SH3 domain-binding glutamic acid-rich-like protein 3. Gene Ontology annotation, cellular component: cytoplasm. The record is from RefSeq and is a predicted model, not a curated record. Lineage: Eukaryota; Metazoa; Chordata; Actinopteri; Salmoniformes; Salmonidae. Bases 91 to 369 code for a protein of 92 amino acids. The transcript is spliced from 3 exons.
GAGGGAGAUGCGAUUGAUUGUAGGCUACGGCAAGAGAGCAGUUCGCGGUACGUCUGACCAACACACAAAGGGAUAUCGAGAAUCGCAACUAUGGGCGUCAAAUUAUAUUAUACCACCGUUACUGCAUCCAGAGAGGUGAAGUCUCAGCAGGCGGAGGUGAUGAGGAUCCUGGAGAGUAAGAGCAUCCAGUACGAGCUGAUUGACAUCUCAGUGGGCGGGGAGGUCAGGGACGAGAUGAGAAGCAAGGCAGGGAACCCCACAGCUGUCCCGCCACAGAUCUUCAAUGAGGACCAGUACUGUGGGAACUAUGAGAUGUUUUCGGACGCAGUGGAGGAGGACAAAGUGGAACAGUUUCUGAAGAUGGCGUGAUGAGGAAGAGUCGUGUGUCAUCGUCCCCCACCACACCCCCCAAGGGAGGCCCGUUGACUACCCCUCUGCCCCGCUGGUGGUGCCCGCCCUCCUUUGUCUCAAUGCAAUGAUGAAUGCCAAAUACAACCAACCAACCAAUGAAAAGGCGCACCCCUCCCCCCCUGCCCACCCCCCCCUGCUGGACUCUUACCUAACCACUGUUAAUAUGAUUGUUUAUGUUUUAGACUGCACGUAUUAUACUCCCUCUGUUUCCUUCGUCACUGUUUCCCUGUGUGGUCUUCCUGGUCAGGAUCUACGUUCAAAUACUUUUAAAUCAUUUCAAAUACUUAAGUGGUGCUUUUAUUUAAGCUUCACUGUUGCAAUUGAGCCAAUAAAAAAGGGCAAACCCUACCCACCUGGCACUCCA